AUGACAACAGGUCAGCUAACGGCAGACAUUUGGAAGAGCCAGAUCUUUGUGGUAAAUUUAGCGGACGGCCAAGAUCCAGUGAAAAUAUCAGCUCGAUGGAAUAUUUCUGCACCUUCAGAUACAGAGAGUCGGGUCUAUUAUCACAGCGUCAAUCUGUUGCUUAGUCCGUCUCUCACUAAAGUUACUGGUGAAGCGCUAGGUACUUCUGGAACGCCUCUAGAAAGCAUUGUACGUCACGUUUGGCGGUUUCACCAAUCUCCUAUCGACGGGAAAGAGUCUCUAGUCAAGGUGAUUCUGCCUCCCCGGCAGGGAUAUGUAUCCAGGAGCGACAUUAUCCACCUUCGAAUGCAGCACUCUAAGUACGUCGACGGCGUUAUAUCACUUUCUAGCUGGGACCGUCUUCUUCCUGUUCCAGCCGUCAACUCAGAGAGCUCCUUACUCACGCUUCUGGCCUCUUCCGCUGGUGCUGUCUUUGCUAAGCAGUCGCAGCUAUCCACAUCUGAAGUUAUGCAGCUGCUGGAGGACGACAUGGGAAUGCGCCUGUCUUUCGACUGGAUUCUGCCAACAAGAUCUCGCCGUUAUCGUGUCGCCUUAAUAGGCGGUCGUCCAAUGCCCGACCCAAAAAGCGGGCAGCACGGUUCCUCGGGUUUCUUCAUGGCCUCUCAGUCCCUCGGUAUAUCCAUAGUGGUAUACGACGAGUCGGGCCAUUGGCUUGAAGGGGAAGAGUAUGCACAUAUGCGUGAAGACUUUGUAGCCAUAGAUAUGAAGAACUUGGAGGAUCUGCCACACAAGCUGGCUCAGUCUGUCGCAAACAGAAAAAAUAAGAUAGACGGCAUCGUUACCUUUACCGACGAGUAUGUUGUGGCCACGGCACAGGCUGCUGAGCUGCUGGGCCUUCCAACUGAACCAGCGCAAUACAUGAUGCGCGCGCACCAUAAGUCUAAGAUGCGUGAGGUUGUUCACGAAGACUACAUCCAAGCUGUCACACUUGAAAGAGCAGAUCAGCUUGUCGAUCCUGCUUUUGCAGAAACAUUCCAAUCCCUACAGUACCCGCUAAUUGUCAAACCGUGUCAGGGCAGGAGAUCUAAAGGGGUCAAAAAAGUAACCGACGAUGUCAGUUUACACGCCGCGGUGCGCAUGCUGAGUGAAGGGGACUUGGUAGAGCAUGGCAUCUUAAUAGAAACCUACGUUGACGGGCCCGAGUUUGACGCCAACUUUGUCCUGUGGGAGGGCCAAAUACUCUUCCUCGAGGUGACGGACAAUUUUCCCUGUCUCGCCGACGCCAGCGACGCCACACUUGCCGACAACUUUGCAGAGACAGUGCAGAUCUCCAACACGGGGCUGCCUCUUGAUGAGAUUGACGUUAUACGGUCAUCUGUACCGCGCAGUCUCGCUAAGCUUGGUUUUUCGUCCGGCGUCUUCCACUGCGAGGGACGCAUGAUAAGAUCGACCAUGCACUAUCGCAACGCCGACAGUCACAACGGGCUGGACCUGAUCCCCCACGACGCACCAGAAGUGGUUUGCUCAAAGUCUAAACCAGACGUGUUUCUCAUCGAAGUCAACGUUCGUCCGCCUGGCACCGGUGGCACGUGGGCUACACUUUACACGUACGGUGUAGACCUGGGCGCCCUACAGUUCCUGCGUGCUAUCAACGACCAGAAGCGGUUCCAAGCUCUAUCAGCCCCCUUUGAAUAUUCACAGCCUAGUCCUGGCGGUGGGGGUGGUGCCCAGUGGUGGACGGCGCAUUGCAUGAUUCCUAUUCCAACACACCGUGCCCAGGUUCGCGUGCCAGAAAACUUCUUCGACAAGCUGUUUGUGGCGCUGCCUGAUGUGCGAUCAUACGUCACCAGGGCCGAGAUGUAUUCGGAGCCGGGAUCUAUAGUGUCGACCACAGCGGGAAUCGGUUGGAUAGGGUAUGUUUUGUUGGGGACGAGGCAGAGCAGGGCUCAUGCGUUGGCCAUGUACCGCCAAAUUGCUGAGACGAGCAAGAAGAUACUGGACGAUCAUACUUAUGACCCUGGUUAUAAAUCCUGA
Penicillium odoratum is the source of this 2034-nucleotide messenger RNA. RefSeq lists its product as uncharacterized. The coding region runs from base 1 to 2034 and encodes 677 amino acids. The transcript has 2 exons. The record is from RefSeq and is a predicted model, not a curated record. NCBI's taxonomy places the organism in Eukaryota, Fungi, Ascomycota, Eurotiomycetes, Eurotiales, Aspergillaceae. Gene Ontology annotation, molecular function: ATP binding; metal ion binding.